Argentina anserina (silverweed cinquefoil) is the source of this 3391-nucleotide messenger RNA. Its product is annotated as kinesin-like protein KIN-14I. The coding region runs from base 205 to 3252 and encodes 1015 amino acids. NCBI's taxonomy places the organism in Eukaryota, Viridiplantae, Streptophyta, Magnoliopsida, Rosales, Rosaceae. Gene Ontology annotation, molecular function: microtubule motor activity; ATP binding; microtubule binding. The transcript is spliced from 19 exons. Gene Ontology annotation, biological process: microtubule-based movement. The record is from RefSeq and is a predicted model, not a curated record. Gene Ontology annotation, cellular component: microtubule cytoskeleton.
AUUAGGACCUUGAUUAAUCUUCAGACCCAAGUCUCCCUCUAUAUCUAAUUCCAGUUUCUCCCUCACAAUGUUCAACCAAAGCUUCAAUCUUUAACACAAAAGUCUCCCAAUUUUGCGGUCUGCAUUGUUUUUUAGAGAAGUCUAAACUUCUGGGUUGAUGGGUAGGAGUUGAAUUGUGAAGUAUAAUUUGAUUUCUUGGUGGUAAUGGCAACGGAGCAUUCGUUGCCUUUUAAUGUUGCUGCUGUAGUUGAAGCCGUUCUUCAACAGCAAGGGCCUCGUCUCACCGACGUGGGUUUGGCUUCAAGGAAGGCAGAUGAAGCUUCUUUGAGAAGGUAUGAUGCAGCUGGGUGGCUUAGAAAGACGGUUGGAGUAGUAGGUGGUAAAGAUUUGCCAGCUGAGCCCUCUGAAGAAGAUUUUAGGCUUGGAUUGCGAAGUGGAAUAAUCCUUUGCAAUGUUAUUAACAAGGUUCAACCCGGAGCUGUGGCAAAGGUAGUAGAAGGCCCUUGUGACUCCGCGGCUAUUCCUGAUGGGGCAGCUCUAUCAGCAUUUCAGUACUUCGAAAACGUCAGAAAUUUCCUUGUGGCUGUUGAAGAAUUGGGGCUUCCAACCUUUGAAGCCUCUGAUUUGGAACAGGGAGGAAAAUCUGCUAGUGCAAGGAUUGUUAACUGUGUUCUAGCACUAAAAUCAUAUUAUGAUUGGAAACAAGCAGGUGGAAGUGGAUCAUGGAAAUUUGUUGGAAACUUGAAACCACCAAUCAGUGGGAAACCCUUUCUGCGAAAAAAUUCUGAACCAUUCAUGAGUUCCUUUACAAGGACCUCAUCAUGGGGUGAAAGGUCGCAAGAUAGUUUUUCCAGUGAAGAUUUUAAUGAAGCAGGUUCUUCUCAAUCUUUACACUUGCUAGUACGUGAAAUUCUAUCAGACAAAAAGCAGGAAGAAAUUCCAUUUAUCGUGGAAUCUAUGCUGAGUAAAGUAAUGGAGGAAUUUCAGCAUCGAUUAGCAAGCCAAACUGAACAGGUAAGAGCAACUUCCAAAGAUAGCCCCAGCCCUGGAUUUGACUCUUUAUCUCUUACCGACACUGGUUCUGGUAAUAUCAAGAAUGAAGAGAAAGAUGUGACUCAAAUACAGCGGGAUGAUUCUUGCGAUCAAACAUAUGACAAUCAAGAGGGAUCAAAAGGCCACUUAGUGAAACACAAAAUGUUGGUUGAACAACAGAAGAAAAAUAUUCAGGAAUUGAAACACACUCUAUAUGACACAAAAGCAGGAAUGAAGUUUCUACAGAUGAAGUACCAGGAGGAGUUCCAUAACCUAGGUAUGCACCUGCAUGGUUUGGCUCAUGCAGCAUCAGGAUACCAGAAAGUUCUUGAAGAAAAUCGCAAGUUAUACAAUCUGGUGCAAGAUCUCAAAGGCAAUAUAAGGGUAUACUGCCGAGUGCGUCCUCCAUUUCCCGGGCAAACAAAUCGUUCCAAUACUUUUGAUCACAUAGAUGAUGGAAAAAUUACCAUUGUCACCCCUUCAAAAUAUGGCAAAGAGGGGCGGAAAUCUUUCACUUUCAACAAAGUAUUUGGUCCAUUCUCAACACAAGAGGAGGUAUUUUCAGAUACGCAGCCUCUCAUUCGGUCUGUUCUCGAUGGUUACAAUGUCUGCAUAUUUGCUUAUGGACAAACUGGAUCAGGAAAAACUUAUACUAUGACUGGACCAAGUGAGAUUACGGAGGAAAGUCAAGGUGUAAAUUACAGAGCAUUAAGUGAUCUAUUUCAUCUAUCAGAGCUGAGAAAGGACACUGUUCAUUAUGAGAUUUCUGUUCAGAUGCUUGAAAUUUACAAUGAGCAAGUUAGGGAUCUCCUUGCGGUGGAUGGCUCUAACCAAAGAUUAGAAAUUCGAAACAGUUCUCAAAACGGCAUUAAUGUACCUGAAGCAAACCUUGUACCCGUAUCUUCAACAUCUGAUGUUAUAUAUUUGAUGAACCUAGGGCAUAAGAAUCGUGCAGUGAGUUCUACAGCCAUGAAUGAUCGGAGCAGUCGAUCUCAUAGCUGCUUGACAGUUCAUGUUCAUGGAAAGGACCUAACAUCUGGAAGUAUUCUCCGUGGUUGUAUGCAUCUAGUUGAUCUAGCAGGGAGUGAAAGAGUUGAUAAAUCUGAGGUGACUGGUGAUAGAUUGAAAGAGGCACAACAUAUUAACAAAUCUCUGUCAGCUUUAGGAGAUGUCAUUGCCUCUCUUGCUCAAAAGAACUCACAUGUUCCAUAUAGAAAUAGUAAACUCACACAACUACUCCAAGACUCACUCGGAGGGCAAGCCAAGACACUUAUGUUUGUUCACAUUAGCCCCGAGUAUGAAGCUCUUGGAGAAACGUUGAGUACCCUUAAAUUUGCAGAACGAGUUUCCACAGUUGAACUUGGUGCUGCUCGAGUCAAUAAAGAUGGUGCAAAUGUUAAAGAUCUUAAAGAACAGAUUGCUACUCUGAAGACAGCCUUAGCACGAAAAGAAGGUGAAGGAAUGCACUUGAAACAUUCACUCUCCCUUAGCCCGGAAAGAUUUAGAAUGAAGUCUAGUUGCACAUCCCCUUUGCUUCCAAGCGGGAAAAGUACUGGAGACUUUUCUGGUGGUCGCAAGCAAUCAACAGAGGAUUUUGGAAACAUAGAGGUUCGUAAAACCUCUGCACCAAAGCCAAAAAGACGAAGUUUAGAUAUCCAGGACAUGUUGACACAUUCAUCUCCAUGGCCAAUAGUUGCUAGUCCCACGUUGAAUGUUAAAGAGGAUGAUGAGGAGUUAUUUUCAUCAUUUCCUGGCGAUUGGGUUGAUAAGGUGAUGGUGAACAAGCUUGAGAGUAAAAGUAGAAAACAAAGUCCAUUAAGAUCAUGUUGGGAUCAUUUGGAGAAUAGACAAUCACCAGAGAUGCUUGGUCAGAGUCGCCUGCCACACCCUUCCAUCAUAUGUUCAACAACAAAAAGGGAGGACACUCAAGAGUUUGACGAAUCUGAUGAUCAGCUUGAUGCUACAACUAGUGAUUCUUCAGAGCCAGACCUUCUUUGGCAGUUAAAUACUCCUACUAAACCCACAAACAUUACAAAUGCGUCGGGACCAAGAACAAAGAAAACUAACUCCAGGCCAAUAAGGAGCCCAGAAACUAGAAGUUUCAUUCCGUCGCUGAUUCCUUCACCGUCGCGAAAACCGCCAAAUGGUGUCAGUCAAGCUUUGCCUAAGAGGCAAUCAGUUUCUUCUGAAGGCAAACGAAGAUAUGGAGGUGCAAAGUGAUAAUGAGUUAUUCAUGGUGUGAAACUUUGCAAAAUAUAUUUUUUUUGUUUGAGAUCAUUUUUGUGUAUUCAUUCAUGUUUAUAGAGGAACCGAGAGAAAGGGAGAGAAGCUUUUAGAAAUGUAUAUUUCAACUGGCAAU